CAACCACAAUAUCUAUCUGAAGAGGGACGUUGGGUAACGGAUUUGAAUAAGAAGACAUCGGGCGCAACAUGCUUGCGUGAUAAAAUGGAUUUGUUGGAUUAUUGUAAGAAGGCUUAUCCCAAUCGUGACAUCACCAACAUUGUGGAAUCCUCCCACUAUCAAAAAAUCGGUGGCUGGUGUCGUCAGGGUGCAUUAAAUUCAGCUAAAUGUAAAGGUGUACAUCGUUGGAUUAAACCUUUCCGUUGUCUCGAAGGACCAUUCCAAUCCGAUGCUCUACUAGUGCCAGAGGGUUGCUUAUUUGAUCACAUUCAUAAUGCAUCACGUUGUUGGCCGUUCAUCAGGUGGAACCAAACCGGUGCAGCUGCAUGUCAGGAACGUGGCAUGCAAAUGCGUAGCUUCGCUAUGUUAUUGCCAUGUGGGAUUUCAUUGUUUUCCGGCGUUGAGUUCGUUUGCUGUCCAAAGCAUUUCAAGACCGACGAGAUACGUGUCAAGAAAACCGAUUUACCUGUCGUGAUGCCCGCUGAAAUAAGCAAUUUGCCUGAGGAGGAGACCGAACCUGCUGAUGAUGACAUCGACGAUGAUGACGACCUCUUGAGUGAUGAUGAAGAGGAUGAAAUGAUUGAUGCUGGCGAAACUAGUAGCGAUGCCACAGCUGAUGAUGUUAACGCUGAGUACGAUUCGGGCGAAGAUGUGGAAAACUAUGAAGAGAAUGAUGAUGAACAGACUGGUGAUAAUUGGGAUCAGAAUGGUAGCUCAAGUGGUGCAAAACCAGUAGCAACAACAGCAGAUAAAAUUAAUAAUAAUGGCGAUGAUGGAAAAUUGAAAUCGGGCAAUAUUGAGACGACACAAGGCAAAGGUUCGGUUGCAGCAAGUGAUUUAUCUAUGUCUGCUGCACCAGCUAUGCCACCGUCAACCAAUCAGCCCACUGUCGAUCCAUACUUUACACAUUUCGAUCCGCACUAUGAGCAUCAGAGCUACAAAGUAAGUCAAAAAGAAGCCCAACAGCGCCUCGAGGAGUCACAUCGCGAGAAGGUCACCCGUGUCAUGAAGGACUGGUCUGAUUUGGAAGAGAAAUACCAGGAUAUGCGUAUGGCCGAUCCAAAAGCAGCACAAAGUUUCAAGCAACGUAUGACAGCACGAUUCCAGACUUCUGUUCAGGCACUCGAAGAAGAAGGCAACGCUGAGAAACAUCAACUGGCUGCUAUGCAUCAGCAACGUGUCUUGGCACACAUUAACCAACGCAAACGUGAAGCAAUGACCUGCUACACUCAAGCUCUAACUGAACAACCACCAAAUGCUCAUCAUGUUGAAAAAUGUUUGCAAAAGUUAUUGCGCGCACUACACAAAGAUCGUGCACAUGCCUUGGCACAUUACCGUCACCUCUUAAACUCUGGUGGUCCAGGCGGUUUAGAAGCAGCUGCCUCCGAACGACCACGUACCUUGGAACGCUUAAUUGAUAUUGAUCGUGCUGUUAAUCAAUCCAUGACAAUGCUUAAACGUUAUCCUGAUUUGUCAGCGAAAAUUUCACAACUAAUGAAUGAUUACAUUUUGGCUCUACGCAGCAAGGAUGAUAUACCCGGUUCAUCUUUGGGCAUGAGUGAAGAGGCUGAAGCAGCAAUUUUGGAUAAAUAUCGUGUGGAAAUUGAACGCAAAGUAGCUGAAAAGGAACGUAUACGUUUAGCCGAAAAGCAACGCAAGGAACAACGGGCCGCUGAGCGUGAAAAGUUACGUGAGGAGAAAUUACGCAUGGAGGCAAAGAAAGUUGAUGAAAUGCUAAAGACACAGAGCGCACAAGAAGGUUCAGCUGAUGCUAUGCCUAGUAAGGAAAUUAGUAGCACUUUUAUAACAGCAGCAAAUGAUGCCACAAAAUUGGCACAAAGCGAAAAGGAUAACACUGGUGGCGAGGAGUAUGCUGAGGCUACUGUCAGCACUAAAACCCAAACCGUCCUACCAACAGUUGAUGAUGAUGCUGUGCAACGUGCCGUAGAGGAGGUUGCCGCUGCUGUUGCACACCAAGAGACCGAACCACAAGUGCAACAUUUCAUGACACACGAUUUGGGACAUCGUGAAUCGAGUUUUUCUUUACGUAGAGAAUUCACACAUACGCACGCGACCAAAGAGGGACGUAAUGUGUACUUCACAUUGUCCUUUGCUGGUAUUGCUUUAAUGGCAGCCAUCUUUGUUGGUGUCGCUGUUGCCAAAUGGAGAACAUCACGUUCGCCACAUGCGCAAGGAUUCAUUGAAGUUGAUCAGAAUGCAACAACACAUCAUCCUGUUGUACCAGAGGAAAAAAUUGUAGCGAAUAUGCAAAUCAAUGGAUACGAGAAUCCAACCUACAAAUAUUUUGAAGUAAAGGAGUAAAGAACAAAUAUAAGUAAAAUAUUUCAAAACAAAAAAACUCUAAUCUAAACUUCAAAUCAAUCUUAACAAAACCAAAUAUAUAUGCAACACAAAGAUCCUUUUUACAGGAGCGGAGUUCCAAAAGUAAAAGAUAUAAACCAAAAUAAACCAAAAAAUAUUUAACAAAUAAUUUAAUAUAUA
This is a messenger RNA of Teleopsis dalmanni, 2541 nucleotides long. It is a transcript of the gene Appl, whose product is annotated as amyloid-beta-like protein. Gene Ontology annotation, molecular function: heparin binding; transition metal ion binding. The transcript is spliced from 11 exons. Gene Ontology annotation, biological process: axonogenesis; central nervous system development. Gene Ontology annotation, cellular component: neuron projection; neuronal cell body; membrane. The record is from RefSeq and is a predicted model, not a curated record. The coding region runs from base 85 to 2361 and encodes 758 amino acids. NCBI's taxonomy places the organism in Eukaryota, Metazoa, Arthropoda, Insecta, Diptera, Diopsidae.